UGCUGAUAGGUUGCUAUGAAUAGUAGCUGCAGACUGUGUCACUGAAGGGCAAAGUAUUUGGAAAUGGAAACAAAGUUGUUCACACUAGCACUUUACUGGCUCUAGCCCUGUAACAAACUAUGCUAGGGGGGAUCCAAUCUCCAGCUGUCCGAUAAAGAGAAGUGCAUUUUUCCCACAGACAAACAGCUGAUUCCUUCUAGCCGCCUGCACUGCUACCAAGGAGAAUGCUUGCACACAGCAAUGCACAGGACCUCAUUCUGCAACAGACAAGCAGUGAUGGUGAUCCCCGCACAAACCCAAGGCAAACAGGUAAAAGAGAAGGAUGUGGGGCUUUUAUUCUUCUUUCAUCAGUGAUUGCUGCCGUAAGUGGACUGUUGGUAGGCUAUGAGCUCGGAAUCAUCUCUGGUGCCCUUCUUCAGCUCCAGAGUUUAUUAGAACUGACCUGUCAGCAGCAAGAAAUAGUCGUGAGCGCAUUACUGAUUGGAGCUUUUGUAGCGUCACUUGUUGGGGGAUCCCUUAUAGACUUGUAUGGCCGGAGAAUCACAAUCAUUUUCACUUCCAUAUUACUUGUUUUUUCAAAUCUUCUUCCAGUUGUUAUUGUUUCCUAUGGAAGCCUCAUUGCUGGACGCAUUGUCAUUGGAGUCUCCAUUUCUUUAUCUGCCAUUGCAACCUGUGUUUAUAUUGCAGAGAUUUCCCCCCAGCAUAAAAGGGGUAUGCUAGUGUCUUUAAAUGAACUCAUGAUUGUUGUAGGCAUCCUUUUUGCUUAUAUUUGCAAUUAUUUAUUUGCCUCUGUUAGCAAUGGCUGGAAGUAUAUGUUUGGCCUCAUAAUUCCAUUAGCAGCAUUGCAAGCAAUUGCAAUGUAUUUUCUUCCUCAGAGCCCUCGGUUCCUAAUCAUGAAAGGAUAUGAUGAUGCUGCUGGUAAAGUGCUUCAGAAAUUAAGGGCAACUACAAACAUAAGUGAAGAACUAACUGCCAUCAAGUCUUCUAUAAAAGCAGAAUAUCAGUACAGAUUUUUGGACCUAUUUUGUUCCAGAGACAAUAUGAGAGUUCGCCUGUUAAUAGGCUUAACUUUAAGUUUUUUUGUCCAAAUUACUGGUCAGCCAAACAUUUUAUUUUAUGCAUCUACUGUCCUAAAGUCAGUGGGAUUUCAAAGCACAGAGGCUGCCAGCUUGGCAUCCACUGGCAUUGGGGUUAUCAAGGUUGUCAGCACAAUACCAGCAAUAAUUUUUGUGGAUAAAAUUGGAAGCAAAACUUUCCUCUGUAUUGGAUCUGCAGUAAUGGCCGUGUCAUUAGUAUCAGUUGGCUUAGUAAGCCUACAACUAGAUGUGAAUUUUAACAAUAUUUGUAAAGUCCACACAAUGCAAAAUCAUUCACUUCAGGAUUCCAUUAUUUAUGGGCCACUGUCUUUAUCUAAACCUAAUGAGUCUCUGUUUGAAGAAACAAGCACAUUGGAAUCAACCAAAGCAUCUUACCUCAGUCCACUAAAUGGGACCAAGUCGUGGCACUUUACUACUCAGGAGGUGGAUAGUUCAAUUGGAGUCACUCCUAAAGAAACUAAGAUCAAGUCACAACCUGAUGGGAUUCCUGAAUACAUGAAGUGGCUGUGCUUGGCAAGCCUACUUGCCUUUGUAGCUGCAUUUUCUAUAGGUCUUGGACCAAUGGCUUGGCUGGUGCAAAGUGAAAUCUUUCCUGCAGGAAUCAAAGGUCGGGCCUUUGCAAUAACAAGCAGCAUGAACUGGGGCAUGAAUCUCCUCAUUUCCCUUACUUUUCUCACACUGACUGAGAUUAUCGGGCUGCCUUGGAUGCUUUUUGGCUACGCGUUGAUGAGUAUUGCAUCACUGGUGUUCGUUAUAAUGUUUGUCCCUAACACUAAGGGACGCCCACUAGAAGAAAUAUCAAUGGAAUUAGCAAAUAGGAGCUACGUCUGUAAUGCUGUUUGCUACAGUCGCCGUGGUAAAAGGAAACUGACACCGAUGGCGCUGAUACAGAACUCUGCUUAGUUCUUUUCCAGAAAUCUGAAGGGGUUUAAUAGAUUAAAAAGCCCCAUGCUGUUUGCCUCCUACCAACUAUUGGUAGUAAGAAGUUACUUUUUCAUCCUCAUGUGUAGUUCCAAAACUGAAAUGCUGCUAGUUUAAUAAUGGAACACUACCAUAGAAAAUUCUGUAUGUACCAGUAUUUUAAAUGAUCAUCUUGAAUGUAUAUCCUUCCGACCAACCUAGAAAUCAGUGCUUAAAUUGGCCUUAUGUUUAAUCAGAGUACCUAGGAACUCAAAUAACCUACCUCAUUUUUAUGUAUGUACAAGUAAUACAUAAAAAAUGUAACUGCAAUAAACCUGCACAUGGUCAGUCACUUGGAGGUCUCUCCUAGCCUAGCACACAUCUGAGUGAAAUGACUGUAGAAGUGGUUCCAUUUGUUUAGACUCUUACUUAAUCAUACAGAAAGAAGGCGAAUCCAAUAUAUACACCUGUACAUAUAUACAUCAAUGAAUGUUUUAAAAGACAUGUCAAGUACUUCCCUAGCUCUUUUUGCACCAUUCAGCUAAACAGAACCUUAACCCUAACCCUGACAACACAUUUUUGUUCACAAUUUAUGCAUUUUAAAAAGGUUUUCUCAAAUUGCCAUGUUUUUUUAUUCAGUUUGGUAGUCUGAUAAAUCAUUCAGGAGGUUAAUUACUCGAGAGCAUCCCUAAAUGACAUAUAGGCAUGCUUGCAUAUUUGCACGCACAUACAAUGUAUGCACCUUAAUGAACUUAAACUUUACUGCGUGUUUGUUGCCUUUUGGUGACAUCCCUCCCUUUAGAGCAGGAAAAUGGUUCUGAGAUUUUAAAACAAUGGUAGGGUUUGAGACAUGAAUAUGAUAGAUCUCUGUAAGGCAACUAUUUAAAUCCUUUUAAUAGUCUCUGUUUGUAGUAUAUGCUUUUUUUAUGUUCCAUAUUAUAGAAUUGUAGGUUUAUGUAGUUCACUGAUUUAUCUUUUGAAUAAAUUCCAACUGUUUUUUUUGUUUUUCUUGGUUGUAUUAUUUGUACAGAAUUUAGUUUUUUUAAAUGUUUGGAAUGUCAGGAAUAAAAAAGAUACAAAUUAAUAAAGCUACAGUUAUACAAACUCAA
Messenger RNA from Xenopus tropicalis (tropical clawed frog), 3106 nucleotides. It is a transcript of the gene slc2a12, whose product is annotated as solute carrier family 2 (facilitated glucose transporter), member 12. The transcript has 5 exons. Gene Ontology annotation, cellular component: plasma membrane; perinuclear region of cytoplasm; membrane. Gene Ontology annotation, molecular function: transmembrane transporter activity. Lineage: Eukaryota; Metazoa; Chordata; Amphibia; Anura; Pipidae. Bases 225 to 2000 code for a protein of 591 amino acids. Gene Ontology annotation, biological process: hexose transmembrane transport; transmembrane transport. The record is from RefSeq and is a predicted model, not a curated record.